CUCUCUCACUCCCCUUCAUAUAAAUCCCUCUCAAACGCCCUUUCAAAUUCCCACACAUAUACAAAAAUCAAAAACUCUAAUUCCAAUUCCAAUUCCAAUUCUACCUUUCUCUCAAUCCAAACAGCCCCUCCCCACCAAGAAAGGGGAAAAAUGGCCUUAAUAUCUCCAAGAAAGCUGAGAUAUGAUCUCUACUCAUACUCAUACCAAGAAAACUCAAACACGCCUUUAGUCAUUUCAGUUCUUGCAUCCCUGAUCGAGAGAACGAUGGCCAGGAACGAAAGAAUCGCUAAGAAGUACUCCAAAUGGACGGGGGUUUCUAAAACACGAGUAUUCGACUGCAAUGAGACGCCCGACAUGACGAUUCAAUCGUAUUUAGAGAGGAUCUUUAGAUACACUAGAGCUGGACCGUCGGUCUACGUUGUUGCCUAUGUUUAUAUCGACAGGUUUUGCCAGUUUUACCCUGAGUUCAGGAUUGGAGCCAGGAAUGUGCAUAGGCUGCUCAUCACUACAAUUAUGGUGGCAUCUAAGUAUGUCGAGGAUAUGAAUUACAGAAAUUCAUACUUUGCUCGUGUGGGAGGAUUGACAACGAACGAAUUGAACAAACUGGAGGUUGAAUUCUUGUUCUUGAUGAAGUUCAAAUUGCAUGUGAAUGUGAGUGUCUAUGAGAGCUAUUGCUGCCAUUUGGAGAGGGAAGUGAGCAUUGGCGGAGGGUACCAAAUAGAGAGGACUUUGAGGUGUGCUGAGGAGAUCAAAACCAGACAAACAGUACAAGAAAGAAGAUACGAUGAUCAGAUUGCUCGUCUUUUGCUGUAGAUUCAUGAUUUUCAGACAUACAUAU
This is a messenger RNA of Sesamum indicum (sesame), 838 nucleotides long. Its product is annotated as cyclin-U2-1. NCBI's taxonomy places the organism in Eukaryota, Viridiplantae, Streptophyta, Magnoliopsida, Lamiales, Pedaliaceae. Gene Ontology annotation, molecular function: protein kinase binding. The record is from RefSeq and is a predicted model, not a curated record. Gene Ontology annotation, biological process: regulation of cyclin-dependent protein serine/threonine kinase activity.